This is a messenger RNA of Symsagittifera roscoffensis, 2503 nucleotides long. RefSeq lists its product as uncharacterized. The transcript has 9 exons. The record is from RefSeq and is a predicted model, not a curated record. Lineage: Eukaryota; Metazoa; Xenacoelomorpha; Acoela; Convolutidae. The coding region runs from base 347 to 1894 and encodes 515 amino acids.
UUUCAAUUGUUUUAUUUUCAGAUAUGGCACUUUGCAAAUACUGUCUGGCCGCAAAAGACGAAAGUGCGUUUAUGCAUGAGAAAACAUUUUAUUUUAUUUUUUCAAUGCGCUCUGUACUGUUCUAAAUAAUUGAGCGACUUGUUUGUUGUAUUCACUGAUAAUGUUUUUAAAUCCUGCCUUUUGUUGAUUCAUCAUUUAUGACACUCAAUAUUUAUUGCAAUUUUUUAAAUUAUUGAGCCUCAUUGAUUCAUGUUGAUUCAUUAUUUAUGAUACUCAAUAUUUAUUGCAUUUUUUUUAUUAUUGAGCCUCAUUGAUUACCUUGCAAUACCUACUUAGCAACUCCAAAAUGUGCCGGAAAUUUUAUCUCUCGAUUGCCUUCUGCUAUCUUUUAUCAAAGGACAGUCAAGCCUCUUUCAACCCCGCCCGGAAGAAAGACGACUGCCAGAAUGGCUUCACCAAAUCCUUCUUUGAUGCCCAGUUUCAAAACCAGAGAAAACAGGUGGGACAGGUUUUUGACGAUUACUGCUACACGCACGAUCUCUCAACAUGGUACUGCUGCCUUGACGAAUCAUUACUUGAUGGAGUAUCCUACAUAGAAAACUAUACAAUAGAAGAAGUAAAAGGAAUAAUUUUGUCACCGGAUGAAGUUUCUCAAGCUGGAGCUAAACCUGUGGUCUGGGAGUCCUUCCCCGUGGAUUACAAAGCAUCUAUCGUGAAUCUACAACAGUGCGUUUCAUUCUCGACGCCUGCCAGUGGAGCUGCAGUGAAAGUGCGACUGAACUACACGACUGAAACAGAGUUCGGAAUCAGAGAUCGAUCUGCUCUGUAUUACGCCAACUUUGCUAAUCCGAACAUGCCUUUUACCGUUCAAUACCUGAUGAAAGAUUCGCAAAUAUCAGUAGUCGACAACAACCUGGUCAUUACAGUGAAGGCUUAUGACAACCUUCCAGUUCAUUACAAUCCCAAUUGGCAACUAUGCUACUGCAUCAUAUCAUCACAACAUUCAAACCACUGCCAGAUUAAAGAUUUGGGGUCGAGCAGCCCCGAUAUAAUGAUUAACGAUACUCACACCAAACUGCCGGCUCGUGAUUCCUUUGAAGUGUGUGUUGCCCUUGCUGCCAAGUACCCGGGAACGUUCGGCUACAACCGAAGCUGCGAGAAGUUUGAUCUGCAAGAAGGGUCACUUAUAUCAUGGACUACAGUUGCUGUGCUAGUUAUAGUGCUAGUUAUAGCGUUAAUCUUAGUGGUGAUUUCUUUCGCCUUCUUUCGCUACCGAAGACUAUCCAAUGGCAGCCAUCUUGAUCAGCAGUCAUCGACACAAAAAAUUCCUACGGACGAUGAAGAAAUUUCAAUUGGAGAUAAGCAAGACAACCAUUACGCGCAAUUGAACUACGAAGGUGUAUACUGUUAUGAUUACGAUUCCAUAUCUCCAGAUAUUCCACAACGUCAGACCCUUGAAAACAAACCACUGCUUGAUUCAGUCAGCUCUACAGAUUCGGCCAUUGGUCAAGAUCUCUCUUCCGCCCAGACUGACAGGGACGGAGCUCCUAUGUACCAGGACUCAACAACUGGGAAUUCAAGUGGUCCAUCAGAAAUCGGAAGACGCGAUAGCGAUAACAACAGGGCGUACAAAGAGAAUAGUGGUAGUGAUUCGGGAGACACGAGUAACUAUGGCUCCCAAACGUCAAGUAGUUUCUCAAAUACAUCUGAAGAAGAUGCUAAUUCAAAUGGUGGGGAUGCUCUGAAUCAGGCGUAUAAUGUACCAGGGUUUAAUCGAAAUCUAACGGAACAAAGUGAAGUCGAACCACUGAGCGAAGAAGGUUCAAUUGAGGUAACUUCAGCGACAGAUAGUAGGAAUAAAACAGUGGACCUUUACUCGUCGAAUAAGAUGUAAUGAGACGAAAUUGUGUGAUGAGUGUCAUAUUGAAAAUGAUGUUGAAGAUACUCGUGUGGAUCCUUUGACGUUUCAUUGAAAUUUAAUAAUUGAAGCGCGCCUAAUUUUGUACAAAACUGAAACUGGUAUUAUUACUAAUUUUCAAAGGUCAAUGAACGUAGUUUAGACACCUAAAUAGAUCUAAAUUUUUUGUCUUCUUUUUUUCAGGAAAAAUUUUAAAAUUUGAUCACACUCAUUUUCGAAGUUCAGCUCAUUUCUUUUGUUAAAAAAAAGGCAAACUCGGCUAUCGAGCUGCAAAUGUGUAAAGGUUAAGAAAAACGUGAUUGACUUCUAGUUUUCAAGUGGAUUUCAAUUAGAGGAAUAAGCGGAGUUUUCUCGAAAUAGAUUGAUUUCAUCAAAAAUAUGUCGAUCAUAAAUUGUUUGAAAUUCAAAGAGCUUUACGGGAACAUAUUUUUUCUUUGAAGUUCGAAUUUAAAAGAUUUUUUUAAUUAGUCAGAUUUGUAUGUGUUUUCUUGCAGCCAUUUACACUUUUCCAACUGUCUGUUGGCUAUGUUUUAUAUUUUCUAUAUUGAGUCAGAGGUGUGAUUAAUUUAAUUUGAUCAUAUUUAA